Anopheles merus is the source of this 1640-nucleotide messenger RNA. Its product is annotated as LIM domain transcription factor LMO4-A-like. Gene Ontology annotation, cellular component: nucleus. The coding region runs from base 73 to 1056 and encodes 327 amino acids. Gene Ontology annotation, biological process: positive regulation of transcription by RNA polymerase II. The record is from RefSeq and is a predicted model, not a curated record. Lineage: Eukaryota; Metazoa; Arthropoda; Insecta; Diptera; Culicidae. The transcript has 3 exons. Gene Ontology annotation, molecular function: transcription coactivator activity; DNA-binding transcription factor binding.
UCAAUCAACGACCACACAAUCAAUGUACAGCCGAUUCGAACUCACCAUUCCGGCAGCGUGUCAGCAACAACAAUGGGACACACGACAGUUACACCUAAUACACCCGCCACUACGAUCCAAUCGUCGAUCUCAGCCACUGCAAACCUGGUUGCCGCGACCGGCUUAGCCAAGGACUGUGCCGGGUGCGGGAAGCGUAUAACCGAGCGCUUUCUAUUGAAAGCACUAGAUAUCUUCUGGCACGAAGAUUGCCUCAAGUGUGGUUGCUGUGAUUGCCGCCUGGGAGAGGUCGGCUCAACAUUGUAUACUAAAGCGAAUCUUAUCCUAUGUAAGCGAGACUACCUUAGACUAUUCGGCACGACUGGAUAUUGUGCCGCUUGCAACAAGGUGAUACCGGCAUUCGAAAUGGUAAUGCGUGCCAAAAACAAUGUCUAUCAUCUAGAAUGCUUCGCAUGCCAACAGUGCAAUCAUAGAUUCUGUGUUGGCGAUCGUUUCUAUUUAUGUGAUAAUAAAAUUCUAUGCGAAUAUGACUACGAAGAGCGAUUGGUGUUUGCUAGUAUGGCCUGUAAUCCGUCUAGCUUGGCGCAUAUUCGGAGGCAAGUUAGUAAUUUACAGCCCACUGGAGAAAACCAUCUCGCGAGUGCCGGACGUUUGCCACCAACCAAUAUUAAUCGAUCUCCAUACGUAACAGAAAAGGCCGGAUUGGUCCAACAACAACAGCAGCACCAACAAUCACCAUCUCAACAACAACCCUCUGCAACAGUUGCGGUAGCGACUACAUCAUCGGCAACGUCGAUAGCACCAACAACGUGCGAAUCACAUCCAUCCUGCUUACCAGCUACUUCGUCCUCAAUGCAUCAAAUCCAGCCCGGAAGUACCAAUCUUCAGCAGCAACAUUCCACACAACAGCCGCAACACCCACAGCAACAGCAGCAGCAACAACAACAACAACAGCAUCAUCAUCAUCAUCCAAGUAACCCGGGUCCACAUCGAGACGAUGGUUCCAGUGGCUAUGGAAGUCCCGAUUCAGAAACGUUCGAAAUGUCCAACAAUCAAUGACGUUUGAUUUCGGGCAUUACCAAAAUGUGCUGAUGAUGCACAAUAUAAUGUUUUGUUUCGACAGUAAUGCGGUAACGGAAAAGUUAAGUUUGGUGCAUUUUUACGUUGCAAACUAAUUAAUUAUUGAAGGGCGACUCUAUGCACUCUAUGUACUGAAAAUUCUAGUCAAAUUAGAUGAGCCAACAGUUUUCAUAGCAGGGAAUACAGCAACUAAAUAAGAGUUUCUCUUGGUUGAACAUAGGCUCAAUUUCGUUCCUAUGCUUUUUAUUAUAGAGAAAAGGAAUGCAAUCUUCUUUCCUUGCUCCAAUUUAUUAUCUAUAUAAUAUGAUAGCGAACGCCUUAUCACAAUACACUGGCGAAUGACAGCGUAACGGCGAAAUAAUAGGAAAGUACGGUACCGCAGAUAAUACAAAUCCGGUGGCAUAUAAUAAAUAUCAAAGGUUUAUCAACGGACUUCACAUGUCCAUACGCAAGGAAAUAAUUAUUCGAAAAGACUUUCGCCCUCACUAUCACCAAUAACUAUUAUAAUCUCGGUCUUCCAAAGACUGUCCUGCAUUAUAAAGUACGUGCUGAUUAUUUUUUAA